This is a messenger RNA of Coregonus sp. 'balchen', 10507 nucleotides long. NCBI's taxonomy places the organism in Eukaryota, Metazoa, Chordata, Actinopteri, Salmoniformes, Salmonidae. The record is from the annotation of a GenBank genome assembly.
AUGUCAUUACCCAGAGGAGUGAAGAAGAUUCAAGAGGCCCUGGGUGAGUCGUGUUAUAACUUUACUUGUUUGCCUUUGUCCUCUUCCUCUCUGUUUCUCUCCCCUCCACCACUGUCUUUUCUGGGUGAUUUAAUUGCAUGUGACACUGUGUGGUGAUUGUAAAUUCUUGAAACAGAAAGCUAGAUCCAAAGAUCAUAAUAUUUAUUUCUGUACCCAAAACAGUGAUCAACAGGAGGGGUUCUCAUUGCCCUACCCAAUAAUUAAAGACACAUUAAAGACUCCACACAUCUAUUACAUCUGACAACUUGGAUGGAAAAUUACUGAGGAUAAUAGCGUACGAUAUUGCCACUCCUAUUUGCCAUAUUUUCAAUUUAAGCCUACUAGAAUGUGUGUGCCCUCAGGCUUGGAGGGAAGCAAAAGUAAUUCCGCUACCUAAAAAUAGUAAAGCCCCCUUUACUGGCUCAAAUAGCUGACCAAUUAGCCUGUUACCAACCUUAAGUAAACUAUUGGAAAAAAUGGUGUUUGACCAGAUACAAUGCUAUUUUACAGUAAACAAAUUGACAACAAACUUUCAGCAUGCUUAUAGAGAAGGACAUUCAACAAGCACAGCACUUACACAAAUGACUGGUGAUUGGCUGAGAGAUAUCGAUAAUAAAAAGAUUGUGGGGGAUGUUUUGUUAGACUUCAGUGCGGCUUUUGACAUUUUCGAUCAUAGACUGCUGCUGGAAAAACGUAUGUGUUAUGGCUUUACUCCACCUGCUAUAUUGUGGAUACAGAGUUACCUGUCUAACAGAACACAGAGGGUGUUCAUUAAUGGAAACCUCUCCAACAUAGUCCAGGUAGAAUCAGGAAUUUCCCAGGGCAGCUGUCUAGGCCCAUUACCUUUUUCAAACUAAUGACAUGCCACUGGCUUUGAGUAAAGCCAGAGUGUCUAUGUAUGCGGAUGACGCAACACUAUACAUGUCAGCUACUACAGCGACUGAAAUGAUUGCAACACUUAACAAAGAGUUGCAGUUAGUUUCAGAGUGGGUGGCAAGGACUAAGUUAGUCCUAAAUAUUUCUAAAACUAGAAGCAUUGUAUUUGGGACAAAUCAUUCACUAAACCCUAAACCUCAACUAAAUCUUGUAAUAAAUCAUGUGGAAAUUGAGCAAGUUGAGGUGACUAAACUGCUUGGAGUAACCCUGGAUUGUAAACUGUCAUGAUCAAAACAUAUUGAUACAUUAGUAGCUAAGAUGGGGAGAAGUAUGUCCAUAAUAAAGCGCUGCUCUACCUUCUUAACAGCACUAUCAACAAGGCAGGUCCUACAAGCCCUAGUUUUGUCACACCUGGACUACUGUUCAGUCGUGUGGUCAGGUGCCACAAAAAAAUUGCAAUUGGCUCCGAACAGGGCAGCAUGGCUGGCCCUUGGAUGUACACAGAGAGCUAAUAUUAAUAAUAUGCAUGUCGAUCUCUCCUGGCUCAAAGUGGAGGAGAGAUUGACUACAUCACUACUUGGUUUAUGAGAGGUGUAGACAUGUUGGGUGCACCGAGCUGUCUGUUUGAGCUACUGGCGCACAGCUAGGUCACCCAUGCAUACCCCACAAGACAUGCCAUCAGAGGUCUCUUCACAGUCCCCAAGUCCAGAAUAAACUAUGGGAGGCGCACAGAACUACAUAGAGCCAUGACUACAUGGAACUCUAUUCCACAUCAAGUAACUGAUGCAAGUAGUCAAAUUAGAUUUAAAAAACAGAUAAAAAAAACACCUUAUGGAACAGCGGGGACUGUGAAUUAACAAAAACAUAGGCGCAGACAUAUGCAUACACACACACGAUAACAUACGCACUAUACACACACGUACACAUGGAUUUCUGUACUGUAGAGAUGUGGUAGUGGUGGAGUAGGGGCCUGAGGGCACACAGUGUGUUGUGAAAUCUGUGAAUGUAUUGUAAUGUUUUUAAAAUUGUAUGAACUGCCUUAAUUUUGCUGGUCUGCCUGGCAGCAGCUAAUGGAGAUCCAUGAUAAAUACAAAUACAAAUACAAAUUACAUAUUUAGUCUGUAGUAUUCCAACUUCUAGUGCACUUAAAUUCUAUGAUUAAACAAACAUUGUUUAAAAAAAAUUAUUUAGCUAAAGUAACAGAGGACGCCAUUGUAAAUGAACAUUUGAGAUGUAAGUAAAAAAUAUUAUUGCAAGCAUAUAAGGAUUACUCUGCAUUAGUAAUACAAUAUUUAUUCAGAUAUGUUGGACAAAACUGAUGGUAUUCAUUUUAUCUUUGUUCUAGUGACGACCCAAGGUGAGUUGUGAUCAUGAAAGUGAUGAUGCCAUUGCUCAAGUGUCCACAUGUUUGACUGUGUAGUUAUUACUGUGUUGUUAUUUUUUCCCCUCAGUGAUGAACUGGCUUCAUAAAGUGGUUGACAUUGUCUGUCUGUCCUUUCUGUCUGUCUGUCUGUCUGCCUGUCUCUCUGUCUAGCAUCUAUCAGUGAUUAACACAAUCAUUUCUGAUUUGAUUUCCCAAUUUAGAAAAAUGUAUUGCUAACAGUGUCUGCAAGACAGGUUCAGUUCAUGUCAGAGCAAAAACCAAGCCAUGAGAUCGAAGGAAUUGUCCGUAGAGCUCCGAGACAGGAUUGUGUCGAGGCACAGAUCUGGGAAAGGGUACCAAAACAUUUCUGCAGCAUUGAAGGUCCCCAAGAACACAGUGGCCUCCAUCAUUCUUAAAUGGAAGAAGUUUGGAACCACCAAGACUCAGCUGGCCGCCUGGCCAAACUGAGCAAUCGGGGGAGAAGGUCCCUGGUCAGGGAGGUGACCAAGAACCCGAUGGUCACUCUAACAGAGCUUCAGAGUUCCUCUGUGGAGAUAGGAGAAACUUCCAGAAGGACAACCAUCUCUGCAGCACUCCACCAAUCAGGUCUUUAUGGUAGAGUGGCCAGACGGAAGAGACUCCUCAGUAAAACGCACAUGACAGCCCGCUUGGAGUUUGCCAAAAGGCACCUAAAGGACACAGACUAUGAGAAACAAGAUUCUCUGGUCUGAUGAAACCAAGAUUGAACUCUUUGGCCUGAAUGCCAAGAGUCACGUCUGGAGGAAAUCUGGCACCAUCCCUACGGUGAAGUAUGGUGGUGGCAGCAUCAUGCUUUGGGGAUGUUUUUCAGCGACAGGGACUGGGAGACUAGCAGGAUCGAAGGGAAGAUUAAUGGAGCAAAGUACAGAGAGAUCCUUGAUGAAAACCUGCUCCAGAGCGCUCAGGACCUCAGACUGGGGCAAAGGUUCACCUUCAACGACCCUAAGCAUACAGCCAAGACAAUGCAGGAGUGGCUUCGGGACAAGUCUCUGAAUGACCUUGAGUGGCCCAGCCAGAGCCCGGACUUGAAUCCGAUCGAACAUCUCUGGAGAGACCUGAAAAUAACUGUGCAGCGACGCUCCCCAUCCAACCGGACAGAGCUUUAGAGGAUCUGCAGAGAUGAAUAGGAGAAACUCCCCAAAUACAGAUGUGCCUUGUAGCUUGUAGCGUCAUACCCAAGAAGGCUCGAAGCUGUAAUCGCUACCAAAGGUGCUUCAACAAAGUACUCAGUAAAGGGUCUGUAUACUUAUGUAAAUGUGAUAUUUCAGAUUUGUAUUUGUAAUAAGUUAACAAAAAAUUAUAAAAACCUAUUUUUGCUUUGUCAUGAUCAAGUAUUUUGUGUAGAUUGAUGAGAAGAAGAAAACAUUAAUCCAUUUUAGAAUAAGGCUGUAACGUAACAAAAUGUGGAAAAAGUCAAGGGGUCUGAAUACUUUCUGAAUGCACUUUAUAUUCUACCUUCUAUCAUCUAAUCUAAUGAUACAAAGACUUGUAAUCUCUGUCCUCUCUCUACUUCAAAAACACAGUGCCAAUACUGUAGAUGUACAGCAGAGGUUGCCUUUCUCAGUAAAUAUGCUAAUGUCACAGGAAGGCCAAAAAGAUCAUCAAGGACAUCAACCACCCAAGCCACGGCCUGUUCACCCCACUAUCAUACAGAAGGCGAAGUCAGUACAGUACAGCAUCAAAGCUGGGACUGAGAGACUGAAAAACAGCUUCUAUCUCAAGGCCAUCAGACUGUUAAAUAGCCAUCACUAGCCAGCUACCACCCGUAUACUCAACCCUGCACCUUAGAGGCUGCUGCCCUAUAUACAUAGACAUGGAAUCACUGGCCACUUUAAUAAUGGAACACUAGUCACUUUAAUAAUGUUUACAUACUGCUUUACUCAUCUCAUAUGUAUAUACAGUUGAAGUCUGAAGUUUACAUACACCUUAGCCAAAUACAUUUAAAACUCAGUUUUUCACAAUUCCUGACAUUUAAUCCUAGUAAAAAUUCCUUGUUUUAGGUCAGUUAGGAUCACCACUUUAUUUUAAGAAUGUGAAAUGUCAGAAUAAUAGUAGAGAUUAUGAUUUAUUUAAGCUUUUAUUUCUUUCAUCACAUUCCCAGUGGGUCAGAAGUUUACAUACACUCAAUUAGUAUUUGGUAGCAUUGCCUUUAAAUUGUUUAACUUAGGUCAAACGUUUCGGGGUAGCCUUCCACAAGCUUCCGACAAUAAAUUGGGUGAAUUUUGGCCCAUUCCUCCUGACACAGCUGGUGUAACUGAGUCAGGUUUGUAGGCCUCCUUGCUCGCACACACUUUUUCAGUUCUGCCCACAAAUUUUCUAUAGGAUUGAGGUCAGGGCUUUGUGAUGGCCACUCCAAUACCUUGACUUUGUUGUCCUUAAGCCAUUGUGCCACAACUUUGGAAGUAUGCUUGGGGUCAUUGUCCAUUUGGAAGAGCCAUUUGCGACCAAGCUUUAACUUCCUGACUGAUGUCUUGAGAUGUUACUUCAAUAUAUCCACAUAAUCCUUCCUCAUUUCGUGAAGUGCACCAGUCCCUCCUGCAGCAAAGCACCCCCACAGCAUGAUGCUGCCACCCCCGUGCUUCACGGUUGGGAUAGUGUUCUUCGGCUUGCAAGCAGCCCCCUUUUUCCUCCAAACAUAACGAUGGUCAUUAUAGCCAAACAGUUCUAUUUUUGUUUCAUCAGACCAGAGGACAUUUCUCCAAAAAGUACGAUCUUUGUCCCCAUGUGCAGUUGCAAACCGUAGUCUGGCUUUUUUAUGGCGGUUUUGGAGCAGUGGCUUCUUCUUUGCUGAGCGGCCUUUUAGGUUAUGUCGAUAUAAGACUUGUUUUACUGUGGAUAUAGAUACUUUUGUACCUGUUUCCUCCAGCAUCUUCACAAGGUCUUUUGCUGUUGUUCUGUGAUUGAUUUUCACUUUUCGCACCAAAGUACGUUCAUCUCUAGGAGACAGAACACAUCUCCUUCCUGAGCAGUAUGAUGGCUGCGUGGUCCCAUGAUGUUUAUACUUGCGUACUAUUGUUUGUACAGAUGAACGUGGUACCUUCAGGCGAUUGGAAACUGCUCCCAAGGAUGAACCAGACUUGUGGAGGUCGACCAUUUUUUUUCUGAGGUCAUGGCUGAUUUCUUUUGAUUUUCCCAUGAUGUCAAGCAAAGCGGCACUGAGUUUGAAGGUAGGCCUUGAAAUACAUCCACAGGUACACCUCCAAUUGACUCAAAUGAUGUCAAUUAGCCUAUCAGAAGCUUCUAACGCCAUGACAUCCUUUUCUGGUGUGAUACAGUGAAUUAUAAGUGAAAUAAUCUGUCUGUAAACAAUUGUUGUAAAAAUUACUUGUGUCAUGCACAAAGUAGAUGUCCUAACCGACUUGCCAAAACUAUAGUUUGUUAACAAGACAUUUGUGGAGUGGUUGAAAAACGAGUUUUAAUGACUCCAACCUAAGUGUAUGUAAACUUCCGACUUCAACUGUACUGUAUUCUAUUCUACUGUAUUUUAGUCAAUACCACUCCAACAUUGCUCGUCCUAAUAUUUAUAUAUUUCUUAAUUCUAUUAUUUUACUUUUAGAUUUGUGUAUUGUUGUGAAUUGUUAGAUACUACUGCACUGUUGGAGCUAGGAACACAAGUGUAGGAAUACACUAAAUAUGUGUAUGUGACCAAUAAAAUUUGAUUUGAUUUGAUAGUAGCCGGUUGAUGUGAUAGCCAUCUUGUUGGUUGACAGAUCUACUUUCCUCCAAACCUUCUCAAUUAAAUGUUAACUGCAAAGUAGGCUUAGCCUACCUGGCAGAAGUAUAUCAUGAGGAAGUACAUUUGUAUGGAUUAUUUGUUAUUUGCAAACUUUGCCAUGAUGUGAGCAGCAGCAGUACAGAACCAUCCCUAGACCAGCACAUUAGACAGAACAUUGCGCAAUUAAAGGGCCAGAUGCGCAAUUCAAUCAAAAUGUGUUAGUUUUCCUCCAGACCUAAAAAAAUUGUCUUCUGAUGUGACAUCGACUCAGAAUAUCUGAUUUUGUUGUUUCUCUAUGAACAAUUUGUGGUGAAUGAUGGACAGAGUCAUAGUAAAAUAACCGGAUGCAGAUUUAUUCCUUCCAGACAUACAAUGCGCCUACAACGGCAAUUGAAACAGGUACAGGGGAAACAAUCCUCCCUGACCAAACACAGUCUCAGAAAACACAAUAAAUGUAAUGACACAGGGGAAAAUCAACCCUGGCUAAAUAAAUGAGAGAGUAUCUCAACCAAGCUACUCUCCUCCCACAUAGCGCAAUCACUCACAAAGACAAGGGGGCAGAGGGAACACUUAUACACAGACUGAUUAGGGGAUGAGCACCAGGUGUGUGUGAUUGACAAGACAAGACAAGUGGAUUGAUGAGAAUGGGAGCGGCAGUAGCUAGUAAGCCGGUGACGACGAACGCCGAAACCUGCCCGAACAAGGAGGGGAGGCAGCCUCGGCGGAAGUCGUGACACAAUUGUAAUUUUGAGAGUGAAAACCCCCAAAAAUCUAAAACCAGGAAAAAUAAAAUGGAGAAAACAUAAUUUGGGAAAAUAGAAAACAUAAUUUGGGGGAAAAAAUCACAGAUUCUAUAGGGCCCCCUUAGAGUUGUUUAAUUAACCAUUAUUUUACUAGGUAUAUUGACAGAAAACAUUGUGCACUACUUUCUCUUGUACACUAAGGACCCGGGGAAGUUGCAGGGGAGAGGAGAAUGUACCUAUUUGAAAGCUAGAAAAAAAUGAGUAGCUCGUUUCAUUUUAUUUAAGUAGCUCUCAUGCUAGAAAACGUUGCAGACCCCUGAUCUAUACCAUAGAACAUAACACAGUAAUACCUAAACUUGCAUGCAUGGUUGUUCAAUCAGUAGACUACAAUCGUUUGUGGUUUUAUUUUUUGGCAUGUAAUACAUGUCAAUUCAAUUUCAAGUUGCAGCUUUAUGUUAAACUUUUUUGUUAAUAAAAUAAUGUUUUGAUAAACUAUUUUAGCUCCUCAAUCAUGUUUUGAUUUUAUACGUGCACCUGAAAUAAGCACAAAAAUAUUGUAAUUAGAUGCUGAGAGCAUCUGGUUAGAAUUUUCAGUAUUGGAUUGAAUAAAUGAUAUGUUUCAAGACCACUGUUUCAACUGACAAGGUACAGUAUGUGAGCUGUAGGUGUGUCUGUUCCAUCACAGUUAGUCUACCGCCUCCAACUACCAAGAGUGGAAAAUUAACAACUGGCAAAUCGUUUUUUAGAACUUAUGUAAGGAUUAUUUGACCGAAGCAGUAUAUUAUUUAAAGGCAUAGACCACUCAAAAUAUAUGUGGAAAAUCAUGUUCAAUUGUAUUUUGAGUUGACUAUACCUUUACAAUUGUGUUGAGCUGAGAUUAUAUGCAACUAACAUUACAUGAAGGCUUGCUCUUCACCCUAAAGCAAGGUUUUACACUGAUAGAUACAUUUCACAUUAAACCACACACACACGAAGAGAGAUAGAGGGAGCUCUGUUUACCAUCUAAAAUGCUGACUUUUAGAUUUGAUUCUCUAGUUCCUGCCCACAGAAAGCACUGGAGGGGCAGAUACUGCUUUGUUUAUCACUGUCUGUCUAUUUUUGCUGCUGGUAUUUUAUUUUCUAAAUUGAUGGGCUGAUGCUUACAAGUUCUUUUAGCACAUUUCACAUGCACACACGCAUACACUUAUUGCUUGACGUUGCUCCUGUUUGAACCCAUCCCACCACCUCCAGGGUUCGUGGGAGAUCACAGCCACGACAAGCCCCAUCUCCACCCAUGGGUAUUGUGUGUGUGUGUGUUUCUAAGGGGCGGGAAAUAGAGAUGGUAGCAGCUUGUGUGUCUGUGUGUGUAUGGGAGGGAGGGAGGGAGGGAGGGAGGGAGGGAGGGAGGGAGGGAGGGAGGGAGGGAGGGAGGGAGGGAGGGAGGGAGGGAGGGAGGGGGGUGUUUGUGUAAGCCCAUGCUCUACAGUAUAUAUAGGAGUGAGAGGCAGCAAAGAAAAACAGAUAUUAUAUUCUGUCCUUUAUAAUUAAUGAUACUGACCCUGCUCUGCUGUAGCCAUGACGACCAUAAUGCUGAGAGCACUAGGAGCACUGCUCUGCUCCUUGGUUGUCACCGCUGAGGUUAUGCCCCAAGGAGACUUCAAUCUACAAGGGGUAAGAGAGAGACUGAAGAAAGGGAUGAACAAGAAAUCAGGGUUACAUUAAAAAUCUAAUGACGUGGACCAAACUAGCAAUUGUUAUGGAGAAAAAAGAAAGUAGGAGAAAAAAUACAGAAAGAAAACUGUGAUGAAAACAAGAUACAAAUGGAAGGGAUGAAGAGAAAUGUGGGAAUUCUAGUGACACAUUGUUGGGUGUUCAUAUUGAGACAAUAGUUAUUGAGAUUUUAAUUCAUGAAUGAUUCAGGAAUAUUUCAGUAUCAGCUCUCACAGAUUUAAAGAGCCACUGAACAUGCCGAUUGGCACGUGGGUUUUUCUGUUGCUCAUUAGAAAAACAAAGUUUUAGUCUUGGAGGUGUGUUUCCUGGCCGAUUCCACGUUUGGUUAAUGAUGUUUGUCCCCCAUGAGACACUGUAGCCUAUUUCACUUCUUCAAAUUUUUAUAUAACUCAAGGAAUCUGUAAUUAAUUUAGAAGUUUUUGCCAAGGAUGUUUAAGUUGUGCAAUUUUACAUUAAGGUGUUUAGUGCAGUAUUUCUCAAGUUAAAAAAUGAUGUUAUUGUUGUCUUUUGUAAAUAGUCGGAGCUGUUGAGCAGGUCUGUCGCACUGUCUAUGCUAUUAGAUAGAGAACAAUCACCGCAGCUGUUCACCCCAUGUUAAUGGGCAAAUUGACAUCCUCAAAUCAAAACCCAACCUUCCUUUACCCGUUGUGACGCAUGGAUGUUCCAAACUCUGUUUUAGACAAGACUGACUUUAUUACCAAAAUUAUCCUAUUUACGCUUUGUAGUCAAUUUUGACACUAGAAUAACUGUUUCUGACUGAUAUUGAUGCCACAUAGGCCAUUUUCAUAGGAAUUUGUUGCUUUUCAAAGGCAGCCCUUCUUUAAGGUUUAAACUUUCUGUGACCCCUGCAGACAGGAAUGAGGUGAUGUAAUCUAAUCGGGGCUGGUUUUUGCAGGUGGCAGGAAAGUGGUACGUGAUUGGAUUUGCCACUAAUGCCCAGUGGUUCGUCAAACACAGGGCCGAGAUGAAGAUGGGCACCGCCAUGCUGACACCAACUGCUGAUGGAGACAUGGACAUGGCAUAUGCUAGACGGAAGUAAGUAAGAGAGAGAGCGCCUAGACAUUGUGCUGAUACUGUAUGAACUGUAUUGUCUCUGUAGCGCUGAUGGCUCCUGCUGGAGAAUGAACCACCUGGCCAAGAAGACAAACCUUCCGGGGAAAUUCAUCUACAAGAGCGAGCGUAAGUCUAGAACCUUUAAACACAUACACACAGUGCACUAAUGGGCCUAUGUAUGAUAUUGUCAAUUCAUCUCCCUCUCGUCACUCUCUAGGCUGGAAUAAUGAAAAUGACAUGCGUGUCGUUGAUGUUAAGUAUGACGAGUAUGCUCUUAUUCACACCAAGACCAAGGGUGUUUCAGCUGUGCUCACCAACCUGUAUGGUAAGAUCCUUUCCACUCCUCUGUUAAAUCCUAUAACUCAGUCUCAUUAUUUCACUAUUCCUUUCCCCAUCAUUUGUUCGAAAUCUUAUAUUACAAAAUGAUAUUGUAUCCUUCAUAGUAUAUUUAGUCUGCCAUGUACUACAUGUGUUGUGUCUACAGCCCGUGGGACAGACCUGAGCCCUGACCUACUGCAGAAGUUUAGGCAGUUCUCCCUGGACACUGGCGUUCGGCCUGAAAACAUCGCUAUCUUCCCAAAAAACGGUACAUGCCAUCUCUGUUUGUGAAGUGUGUUUAAGUUGGAUAAUAUUUCUGGAUAGAAGUGUGGAACGUCUCAGACUUAUAAUUAUCAACCUUAUUUUUUUCUUUCUUUCUGCAGAUGAAUGUCCCGCUGCGUAAUUUCAUCCAUCUUCUUUACUUCCAAGGCAUGCUCCCUUGAUCCUUCUGCAUGGCUUUGAUACUUGAUGGGUAGGCCCAUGGCCACUGUGGCAACCAUGAACCACCUUUAGCUGCAGUGAUCCAUCAGGCUCCGCCUUAACUUGCAUCUGCAUUACCUACUGAAGCCCAGUGUAGCUGGUUAGGCAAUCUUUUAACCUCUUAGUUUUCACUUCGCUGAUUGGUUCCAAUAAAAUACUGUCCUGUGCUUU